Molecule: messenger RNA, 6224 nt
Organism: Hypanus sabinus (Atlantic stingray)
Lineage: Eukaryota; Metazoa; Chordata; Chondrichthyes; Myliobatiformes; Dasyatidae
Gene: sema4f
Product: sema domain, immunoglobulin domain (Ig), transmembrane domain (TM) and short cytoplasmic domain, (semaphorin) 4F
Exons: 14
Coding region: 741-3050 (769 amino acids)
Biological process (GO): positive regulation of cell migration; negative chemotaxis; semaphorin-plexin signaling pathway
Molecular function (GO): chemorepellent activity; semaphorin receptor binding
Source: RefSeq, a predicted model, not a curated record
UCCAUCAACUUAGAAGCCCCACAACAGAUUCACUGGCAUUUUAAAUUGUUACUUUUUGAGCGGGAUCCCAAUGGAAGUUUUUUUUGUCUCGCGCCUCGUUGGGUUUGAUCUCAUUGCUAUUUGCAAAUGUACUUGAGGCAUUUUAAAAAAUUACAAACGUAAAAACGAUGAAGAAAGAAACUGCAUCAAUUGAGGCAGCACGGCAGACUCGAAUGUUGCAAUUUUAGGUCUAAGUGCCACAACGGGAAUAAACAUUAUUUUCAGUUGAGCAAGGGUCGUUGCUGUUCUUUACGUUGGGAACAGCUGAGAGGGGUGGAGUUUCGCUAGGAUCUUUUAAAAAAAAGCUGCGACUCGGAUGAAUCCAGCCCGCCCAUUUGAUUCGAGUGUCUUUCGCUACCUGGCGCUGUUGUCAUGUUGCAUGCGGGCACAAAAAAAGAAAGCGACUGCGUAACAUGUCCGACUGUCGACAUCAAGCGCAGUUUUUUUUCAGCAAGCAAACUUUUCGCAACUCCGAAGGAUUCGGGGCUGAACUGCAGACCAACUUUAAGACGGUGUUGGAUUACAAAAAGUUGCUUUUUAAAAAAUUAGAGCGAGGGGACGGAGCACUGACGUUUAUUUCAAACACCUGGUCGUGGCGUUUUCACUUUGUUCUUCUCCGCCCGGUUGUGUGAGAAGCAAGAAAAUAACCGGGAGAGAAAAAGAACUGGAGAUAUUUUUGUUCUCAGACAUCUUGAAACACGAUGAAAGGGGGAUCCGCGGCUCUCGUUGUUUACGUUGCGAUUUUCUGUCCUAUCAGUAUCUAUGUUCUGGGCUUGGAUAGGGAAUCGGUUCCCAGGAAGACCAUCUCUCACAGUGAGCUUCAGCAGCUGACAUCAAUGCGAAGCUUUUUCAAGAGCAAUAACAUAACUUUUAGCAGCUUUUUGGUUGAUGAACCACGUAACCGCUUUUAUGUGGGAGCAAGUAACACGAUCUAUGUCCUCAACUUGACUGCUGUGGACCAGGAACUACUUACGAUCGAAUGGAAGGUCACAGAGGAGGAACAUCAGAACUGUUUACGAAAAGGCAAAAAGGCUAAAUGUAACAAUUAUAUUCGAAUCCUGGAAAUCUGGAAUGAGACGCAUCUCUUUGCCUGUGGGACCUACGCCUUUGACCCUCAUUAUGCGUUUAUCAAAGUCUUUGGUUCAGUCAAUGCAACAGAGAGCAGAAUUUCAGGAAUGCAGAAGGGCCGAGGAAGGUGUCCGUUCGAGCCGAUGCAUCCUUUUGCAGCAAUUUUGGCAGACAAAGUGCUGUAUGCAGCGACCGCAGUUGACUUUCAGGGCAAGGAUAUAGCUGUGGUCAAGAGUAGAGGGCACUUGGACAGGAUUCGCACGGAAGAAUCUAUCAAUUGGCUGAGUGAUCCACAGUUUGUGGGAUCAACAUUUGUCAGAGAAAAUGAAGGAAGUGGUGACGAUGACAAACUCUACUUUUUCUUCAAUGAGGCAGCUCGAGAGUUUGAUUACUUUAAGACCCUGCGAGUUCCGAGGGUGGCCCGUGUUUGCAAGAAUGAUAUUGGUGGCCUAAAGACACUUCAGAAGAAAUGGACUUCUUUCCUUAAAGCCCGUUUGGUGUGCUCUGAUGAGGAAAAUGAGAUGUAUUUUAAUACAAUUCAUGAUGUAUUUACGCUGCAGCAGGACCCAGGUGAUGCAGAGUCCACUGUUUUCUACGGAGUCUUUUCCACAAAAUGGGGCAACCAAGUUAUUUCUGCAGUGUGUACCUACAGCAUUAAGGAAGUGAAUCAUACUUUCCAUGGGUCAUACAUGGAAUAUAAAGGCGAAGCAAGGAAAUGGGUUGUAUACGAGGGUGAAGUUCCGGAUCCCCGACCUGGCAUGUGCAUCACUGAUGAGCUGAAAACGAAAGGCUAUAAUACAACGUUAGAUCUUCCAGACAACGUGCUAAUGUUUAUUCGAGAUCAUCUGCUAUUGGCAGGAACUAUAACUCCAAUUGAUAAGAAGCCACUCCUAAUCAUGAAAGACACGCGGUAUUCCAAGAUUACUGUCCAGAGAGAAAAUUCCCAAGAUGGUUCGCAUUAUGAAAUUUUGUACUUGGGAACAGAAACCGGACAUUUGCAUAAAGUGAUCAAGACUGGCUCCAAAGUUCUUGUGGUGGAGGAUUAUGUCAUCUUUGAACCAGAGGAGAAAGUAGUCAGCAUUAAGUUACAGCAGGGGUUUCUCUACAUUGGAUCAUAUAACAGGCUGGUUCAACUUCCAGCAGUGAACUGCAGCCGAUAUUCCCGCUGUGCUGGCUGUCUCCUGGCAAGGGAUCCAUCAUGUACCUGGGAUGCCCAGAAAUCGGAAUGUAUUCACAAUCAAAGCAUAAGCACCCAGAGCAGUUCUGUAAGUGCGGAGGAUGUCCAUCAGAAAGUUGACACCUUAUGCAACAAUGAAAAAGAACAUUCUGACCUCUUGGCAAAGGUAGUAUCAGUGGUGGAGGGACUUAACGUGUUUCUUCAGUGCAUUCCCAGUUCUGCCUGGUCAACCUGCCAAUGGACAACACCAAACGGAACCUUGGUCAACAAUGACAACGUUGGAGGGAUUCAUAUCGUGGUCACACAGAGCACUCUGGGUGAAUAUAAAUGUUCGUGUAUUGAGGAAAAAGUACACAUUCUGGAAGCUUACUACAGUUUGGAAACUAGAUCUUCAAUUAGUCCCAGCAAGGUUACGAAUUCCAUUAACUAUUUCCUGAUGUUUGUCUUCCUUGUUCUUGGCAUUACUAUUGGUGUCCUUAUCUACAAGUAUGGUCAUUCAUGGUGUAUGAAAAUACUAGCAUCUAAGGGUGGCUGUGACAGAGACUACAAAGAUGCACUGCAGGGCACCGCGGUUCACAGCUUGGACUCGACUGAUGAAGUCCGGCCCUUAACCAUUACCCAGCAGAGUGAAUCAGGUGGAAGUGGAAUCCGUGAGAAAGAGGCCAUUCAUGAAAGCAUGGAGAAGGAGGUGAACGGAAUGAACUUGGGCCCUCCAAGAAACCAGACCAUUUCGAUCAUAUCCUCCCAGGAUGAAACCUCGAUUUAAUCAAGGUCAGACUCGAGCCCAUGAAAAAUGUGCCCUGAAAGAAUAGCCAGGCAUUUGCUUUGCCGCUAUCUUCCUUAUUGCAUUUGUGGUGUUGCUUUUAACACUGUCCACUCGUCUUCCUUCCAAGAGAGAACAUGACCAUUGUCCCAGCCUAACCCCUACUCAGCAACGUUGUUGUCACAUCUGCGUCCCUGCCUCCUUGGAUAGAGUGGGUGGGGUUUGCAACACCUUCUUAUUUACAGUUGCACUGUUUGACACGUUAUGUGGUUACCUUGUGACCUUUGAUUUUCUAUAGACAACCCAAGUUUUGCCAGUUUUAUUUACAUCAAAAUACUUAAGGAAUUGAAAUCAUUUGAUUUGGUGAAUAAAUAUGCACAUUUGGAUAGACACCAGUUACGUAACUUGAGGUACUUGGAGCUCAGGAUUAUCUGCUGUUCUAUGUUGAAUUCACUGGGAUACCAGUGAGGACUCAGCCCCUGACCAAGAAGAGUAAACAUCAGCACUAAGAAUUUCUGCUCCAGUGAUCACUGCCACAGAGGACACUUCUAGAUAAGUGAAGAAUUGGAACUGGCCUCUGAUGUCCUCACUGUACAGAGAACAGUGAUGAAAGAGAGAAACAGUGAGAUAACCCUUUCAGAAUAGCAAGCGCAAGGUACCAAAUGGUUUUUCUCAGUAAUGUAUUGUUCCAUUCGCUCAGGUUACGGUGAGUGACCCCAUGUGGAAGGGUCCACACCGAAUAGGAUUCAGUGCCGUCUGGAUAUCGUAAACGUCAGCAAUCAUAAGACACUAGGUUGUAGGGAACCUCUCACCUGUUUCAAAUACAUAAAAGUUGCUAUACUUGAGCAGUGAAAUGAUUGCUAGGGUAUUCAAUGCAAGUUGUGAUUGGCCAGCUCUCAAAGAAGGACUACCGCUGUAAAUGGUCCACAGCCCUCUUCAUGGAGUCAAUACUUAUACUCUGCGACUACUUGUAAUCACUUCUGCCCCUGGGUGGACAGGGAAUUGUAAAGAAUAGCUGAAAUCUGUAUCCAUUUCUAGUCUGGUGUUCUGGAGUGCAGCAGAAAGGAACUGUUGGUGCCUCCAUUAUCUCUUCCAAAUGGUUCCAAUGUGGUAGAUUCCUUUAUACAACCAGCAGUGUGGACUCCUGAAACUACUGCAAAAAUGUGCUGCAAAUGGGAGUUUUGUUGACUUGUUCUCAGUUUAGUUUUGAUAUUUAGAGACUGUUCUGUAAUUGAUGUUUGGAGUUUUAAGAUUUGCUCUCCCUUCUCUCAAAGUUCACAUUAUAAGGGUUUAUUAACUGAUGCUGUCCAAAUGGUUUUGGACCACAGAUGUAAUUGUGGGGUUGGAAUAUGAUUGGUGUGUUCACUCCUUAUCAAUUGUUACAGUGUAACCUAGAAAACCACAGGAUUUGAGAGGACCUUAACUACUGUUUCUAAGAUUUAGAUCAUAGACUCUUAACCCUGCUGUUUGGGUGAAGAGCCAUGCUUUAAUCCAACAAGUAAAUUUAUAUUGUUUUUCUUAUAAUCACUUCAAAUUUCCCCCACCAAUAUCUGACCUAUAACCAUUAGUAUUUAAGGCAAGAUUUCAAAGUUUGGUCACAAACAAAAUACCUUUUUCACUUUUUAACUCUACCCAUCAUUUUCAUGCAUAAAUUUCUCCUGAAAGGUAGUGGUAAUGAGAUCACUCGGGUAUGAUGUUCUCCUGAAGGAUUGUCUGCAGCUGGGUCCUCAGGUGACUGUAGAGGCCUAUCCAGAAUCCACAUUUUCCGAGAUAUUAGGUUGGCUUCUCUUAAUGAGUGUAAAUUGGGUUAACACGAGGAAGAUGAUAUAUGGGCAGCGAAGUCAGGGUCCUGUGGUAUGGAGUGCGAGAUGUCUGGAGAUCCUUCACUGCCAUUGUGAUAUGACAUCAUCCUCCGCCAACUCCACCGUUCAGGUCCUGGUUGCAUCUAUCUUUGUCUGGAAACUCCCCCUUGACCUUGGCUCCAUGGGUGACCCUACCAGGAGCUGAACUCCAGGUGGCAUCACUUUUUAGGAUCUCAGGAUUCACAAGCCUGUCCACCAUAACAAGGUGACAAUCCUCAGAGAAACAGGAUGAUUGUAUAUAAUGUAUGAACUCCAUUGAUUAAAGUUACAAUUCUGCCUUUGUCUUGCAGAGUUUAACAUGCACAUUGGAUUGGCAAAACGUAGAGUUCUGUUGCUAGAUAUUCUCUACAAAGUCCAAGUGGAGCAUGACUGAAAUCCUAGUUGACCAAGGCAUCCUAGGAUAGGAGUGCUGUUAUAAAAUAGCCAUAACUCCAUGUGUUUAUGUGGCCUGGAACUAGACUCUGCUCCUCGCCAUUAUCAGUAUUUAGUGAAAAGUCUGAGCCUUUCCAGUAUUCUAUGGUAUUGAUUUAAUGACCUGGCAAAAAAUUUAAAUAAUAAUGCAGAUUAGAGUAGAUUUAAAAAAAAUUGGGCAUGAAGGUUUUUUAAAAGAAUGGGGUAGGAUGUGGGGGAAGGGCAAAUUGGGGUGGGCUUUUCUUGAUGGAUGCAAGGAUUGAACGGCGUCUGGUUGGUACUGGCCCAGGCGGAGUACAAGGGGCACGGCAAGGACAGCAGUGUGGAUGAUGGAGAUUUUUAUCGAUGGCCCCCAGCUAAUGAGGAGAAAAUAUCACAGUGACUUUUGUUUACAAUUGUUUGGGUGUGUAGAGGGUGUUAUCAGCUUACACUCAGUUAAUUAUUCCAUCACUAACUAGUCUCAUAUCACUUGUCGCAGUACAUGAACGGACACUGAAGGACCUCCGAUUCAUAAUGAUGCCCACUGCAGUUUGGUGCCCUGUAGAGAGGAGAGUGGUUUAGGAUUUGGGGCAGGGUUCAAUGCUGAUAAGCUUAAUUCUUGAAAGAUUAUUUAGAUUUUCUGAAUGUUGCAGUUAGCAACGAUCUUUUUAUGUGAAUUUAUGCCCAGUUACAAUGUGGUUUUAUAUCUCUUUAAGAUUUUAUGAAAUGUUGUUCUAUCUAACUCGUUGUUGUAUGCUGCAAGAGCAAAAAUAUGACUGUUCAGUUUGAAUUUCACCUGCAUAAUUCUGGCAGAGAGAAUGGAAAUAGUGAAUGUUAUUAUUAGCUGAUUGAGGGAUCCUCAGUCUUCACUGCUGUAUUAUCCAAUGUUUUUUUUCCUAAAUAAAUUACUAUUUUGUGGUAUUUU